Molecule: messenger RNA, 3302 nt
Organism: Phragmites australis (common reed)
Lineage: Eukaryota; Viridiplantae; Streptophyta; Magnoliopsida; Poales; Poaceae
Product: phosphoinositide phosphatase SAC7-like
Exons: 16
Coding region: 270-1745 (491 amino acids)
Biological process (GO): phosphatidylinositol dephosphorylation
Cellular component (GO): endoplasmic reticulum
Molecular function (GO): phosphatidylinositol-4-phosphate phosphatase activity
Source: RefSeq, a predicted model, not a curated record
UUUCAAAGAAAAGAAAAUAGACGAGUUCAACCAGCUUCCAACAUUGUCGCGCACCACCACGCCACUUCUCCUUCCCUCCACUCCCCUCCCCUCCCCUCGAUGCGAAUAUUUCUCCCGCGUGGACGCCGUCGCCACCUCUAGUUCCAUCCCCUUCCCCGCGCGGCCCCGGGGUGAUUCCCCUCUCCGAUACAAAUCCCUCCUUCCUCUGCUAGCCGCGCUGUGAUCCAACCCCUCCGUCCCGCUGGGCGUUCUCUCUCCGGUACCCCACCAUGGAUGUGGCAAAUGACACAUGCCCUUCGCCGAAACUUCACACAAGACUCAGGCUGUGGGAGUAUGCUGACCGUUAUAUGUUUGAACCAGUUGAUGGUCUUGCUGACUUGUACCUGUCAGUUAACCGGACCAAUGGAUCGAUGAAUCUAGUGGAAGAGUUGCCACAGCGUGCCCCCUCUACAAAUCCAAAAGUUCAGAUAGUGUUUGGUGUGAUAGGAGUGCUCAAACUUGCAGUUGGGACAUAUUUUCUGGUGAUCACAGACCGUGAUUGUGUUGGAUCCUACUUGGGACAUGCAAUUUUCAAAGUGACAGGUCUAAAAGUUCUGCCCUGCAAUAAUUCCCUUAACACUUCUUCUGAGCAGAAAAAAAUGGAAACAGAAUUUUCGGAACUCCUGGAUGCUGCAGAGAGGACUAUAGGCCUGUAUUUCUCCUAUGACACCAACUUAACACUAACUUCACAGAGGCUACAUGAUCUAGGUGAUGAGUUCAAGUCACUUCCACUUUGGAGACAGUCAGAACCAAGAUUUCUGUGGAAUGGCUACUUGUUGGAGCCUCUUAUUGAGAACAAACUGCACCAGUACUUGUUACCAGUUAUUCAAGGAAGUUUUCAGAACAUUCAUACAGAAGUUAAGUCAGAAAAGGUGAAUGUGACUCUGAUUGCACGCAGGUGCACACGGAGGAUAGGUACUCGGAUGUGGAGACGAGGAGCUGAUCCAGAGGGUUAUGCAGCAAAUUUUGUUGAAUCAGAGCAGAUAAUGCAAUCAAAAGGAUUUACAGCAUCCUAUGUACAGGUUCGAGGUUCUAUGCCUUUUUUGUGGGAGCAGAUUGUUGACUUGACAUAUAAACCCAGUUUUGACAUUGUUAGAGUAGAGGAGGCGCCUCGUGUACUUGAGCGGCAUUUCCAUGAUUUACAAAAGAAAUAUGGAGCUGUUGUAGCAGUGGAUCUUGUCAAUACACAUGGUGGUGAAGGACGACUCUAUGAAAGAUAUGCAAAAUCUAUUGAACCUAUACUCAGUGAAGAUAUAAGAUUCAUACAUUUUGACUUCCAUCAAAUCUGUGGUCAUAUUCACUUCGAGCGCCUUUCUCAGCUCUAUGAUCAACUUGAGGAUUAUCUUAAGAAGCAUAGGUACUUCCUUUUGUGUGAUAAAGGCGAGAAAAUUGAACAUCAGACUGGCACUGUCAGGACAAAUUGUGUCGAUUGUUUAGAUCGUACUAAUGUAACUCAGAGCAUGAUUGGGAGAAAAAUUCUGGAAAGCCAGCUCCAACGAAUUGGGGUUCUUGGUGCUAACGAAGCAAUCAGCAACUAUCCAGAUUUUGAUUCAAAUUACAAAGUUUUGUGGGCCAAUCAUGGAGAUGCAAUAAGCACUCAAUACUCUGGAACUCCUGCUUUGAAAGGAGACUUUGUUCGGUUGAUGGGACGAAGGGUGGUGUUCUUAUGGCUUGGAAAGGAGCUGUUUCUCAGGCCCUUGGCAUGAGAGUGGACAAUUAUUCCGCCUCUGUACAGUUUGCUCAUUUGGACGGGCGCGAUUGGUGGUUUACUAGGGUUUAUGGGCCGCAAGAGGACGCUGGUAAGCUGCUGUUUUUGUAGGAGCUGUGCGAUGUACAUGCUUUGUGUGUUUGCCCGUGGCUUGUUGCGAGGGAUUUUAAUUUGAUCUAUCAAGAACAAUGCGAACUUGAACCAGGCGAUGAUGGGGCGAUUCUGCCGCCUUUUGGAUGACACUAACAUCAAAGAAAUUUCUCUCCUAGGUCGAAAAUUUACAUGGUCAAAUGAAAGGACUUCUCCAACUCGUGAGACUGGACAGGAUGUUUUGCUUGGUGGAAUGGGAGGAUAUUUUUCCAAACUCUUUGCUGCAAAGUGUGGCUUCUAUCGCCUCCGAUCAUUGUCCCCUUAUCCUUGGGCUGAAGGUUAACACUUGUGGCAAGUGCCACAUUCAUUUUGAGAGUUUUUGGUCAAAUCUAGACAGAUUUUAGGAUGCUAUUCGGCAGAAUUGGAAAGCCCCGGUUUCAGCAAUGUGCCCCAUUGAACGGGUCUUUAGCAAAUUGUCGAGGCUGAGCAGAGGCUUGAAAAUUUACAGUCAAAGAAAGGUCGGCAACAUUAAAUCUCAGCUUGCUAUGGCAAAGGAAAUUCUUCACCGUCUUGAGAUAGCACGAGAUGUUUGACAAUUAUCGGUGGAAGAGGACUGGCUGCGACAAAAGUUGAAAAUGCACUGCCUCGGGUUGACCUCCCUUGAGUGCACAAUUGCGUGGAUGUGUUCUCGCAUUAUAUAUCUAAAAGAGGUUGAAGCGAAUACAUCCUUUUUCCAUCAUCAGGCAAGAUAUCGUAAGAGGAAAAAUUUUAUCUCUAAACUCCUAGUGGAUGAUUAGAUUGUGACGAGUCAAGAGGACAAGCAAGCAACUAUUUUUGACUUCUAUUCCAACUUACUGGGUAUAGCCGAGGAGAGAACCAUCUCGUUUGACCUUAGGGCAUUCCAUCAUCAAUAUCAUGAUUUGGAUUCUCUUGAGGAGAUGUUCACGGAAGAGGAGGUUUGGGCAACCAUUAAGGAUCUCCCACGGGACAAAGCGUCGGGAUCCGAUGGCUUCACGGGAAGGUUCUACAAGUCCUAUUGGUCAAUGAUCAAAGAAGAUUUGAUGGAGGCCUUGCUGGCCGUACAUCGAGGAAAGGGAGCCAAGCUGAGGCUAUUGAACAUGGCUUUUCUCACUUUAUUACCUAAAAAGGCUGAUGCCAUACAAGUUAAAGACUAUCGCCCAAUAAGCUUGGUUCAUAGCUUUGCAAAAUUGAUCACCAAAAUCUUAGCCAACCAAUUGGCCCCGAAGCUCUCCUCCAUGGUCUAGGCAAAUCAAAGUGCCUUUAUCGCAAAUGAUGCAUACAAGAUAAUUUUAUGCUUGUGCAUCAAACUGCUAGGCGGCUGCAUGUUCAAAAAGAUCCUCACAUCCUUCUCAAAUUGAAUAGAUCUAAGGCUUUCGACUCAGCUUCGUGGCCUUUUUUACUGGAGGUGUUACAAUGUUUGCGUUUUGGUCGCUGUUGGUGCAAU